Messenger RNA from Impatiens glandulifera, 630 nucleotides. RefSeq names its product calmodulin-like protein 3. NCBI's taxonomy places the organism in Eukaryota, Viridiplantae, Streptophyta, Magnoliopsida, Ericales, Balsaminaceae. Gene Ontology annotation, molecular function: calcium ion binding. The coding region runs from base 1 to 630 and encodes 209 amino acids. The transcript has a single exon. The record is from RefSeq and is a predicted model, not a curated record.
AUGGCAACCCUAUUCUUAAAUCUCGUCUCUCUAUAUAAUAUCCUCAAAACAAUCUUAUUCCAUUUGAUUCCCUCAAAAUAUAAACUUUACUUCCCCUGUUCUUGGUACAGCAAACUCCAAACAACAACAUCCAUUCAGCUGUCUCCGCCGCAGAAUACCCAACAGCCAGAUUCCCACGGGCUCCGCCGCUCCUUCCUGAUGUUCGAUCACGACGGCGAUGGCCUGAUCACCAAGGAUGAACUCAAAGAAUCGUUAGAAAAUCUGGGUAUUUUCAUCUCUGCUUCUGAUCUGAAACGAGUGAUCGAGGAUGUUGAUUCCGACGGAGAUGGUUGUAUCGGUUUUACAGAAUUCACGGAGCUUUAUGGAUCCAUCGUAGGAGAUUAUCAUGAUGGGGGAGAGGAAACCGACCUUGUUCGUGAGGCAUUUGAUGUAUUCGAUUUAAACGGCGAUGGGUUCAUCAGUGUGGAUGAACUCUGGUCGGUGAUGGGUUCAUUGGGAAUUAAACAGGGUCGCGCCGCUGAAGACUGCCGGACUAUGAUUAGUAAGGUGGACGGUGACGGCGACGGUAGGGUUAGUUUCUAUGAGUUUAAGCAGAUGCUUAAAGUCGGCGGAUUUUCUGCUUUGAAUUAA